This is a messenger RNA of Dujonia railenensis, 2220 nucleotides long. NCBI's taxonomy places the organism in Eukaryota, Fungi, Ascomycota, Pichiomycetes, Serinales, Debaryomycetaceae. The record is from the annotation of a GenBank genome assembly.
AUGUCCUCUCCUUCGUCGUCCAAGGUUGAUGACUUUCUAUCGCUGUUGUCGCUGAUGUCGCAGCAGAAGUUGCUGGAGGACUCGCAAAGACAGAGGCAGUUGCAACGAAAUAUCGAUGAGUUAAGGUCGAAGCUGAACAGUGUGUCGCCCGUGCGGCCACCUCCGAAACCUGCCAGGCCACUUGCAGCCGAUGUGUCCAACAAAAAGUUGACCGAUAUCCCACUGAUCAAGUUCAAUAGGCUGGGCUCCAGAUCUGGCACUGGCAUGACGGCGGGGUCUGAAGACAAACCUCCCCCAAUGCCACUCAGACGGGCAGAUAUCGAUAGGGACGAGGGACCUGCACCUCGGUUACCGAUGAGGAAGCCAAGCAGACCAGAUAGACCGACAUAUGUCGACAAUGAGGAGGGAUCAGCGCCUCGAUUACCGACGAGGAAAUCUAGCAGGCCUGAGAGACCGCCUAGGCACGCAGACGUAGAGCCAAAACAAAGUGCAGACUUGGUGGAUCUCAAUUUAGACUUGGUGAGACCGGUAGCACCGAAGUCUUCUGUUGCUCCGAGGGGAGCCCUGGGAUCCACGUAUGACAUACUCAAGGAAGUACAGGCACCAUCUACGUACAAUUUCCAGGCAAAAUCCCUGAAUAAACAAGCUAACCCGGAACCAACCUAUAAUUCGUUUACUCACAUGGAGAAAAGCAUCAAAACAGGAGGAGUGAGGAACCUUGACGAUCACAUGCCCUUGAAGUCCAAACCACCAGUCCCAAUUAGGUCCAGCAACGGCGGGUGGCUUUCCUCGUCGUUAGAUAACUCCAAAACCGCUUCAACUGUCCAAGCACAGUCAAUUGUGAAACCCAGGCAUCUUGAUAUCAUUGCGGCCACAGGUAGUGCUCGCAAUUCUAGCACCUACUCUAAUAGUGGUGCUAGCACUUCGCCAACGCACAAACAGCAGUAUAUCCCUCAGGAUAAUGGUCCCAAUGCCAUAAAGAUCAUUCAGCUGUCACCAAAAAGGGAACGGAACUCAAUGUCCUGGCUAGACAGUGCCGUUAAUAAAUCCCCGGAACAACCUAACAGAGGCAUCAUAGUUGUUAAGAAUCGGAACCCUCCUGUUGCUCCCUCACCUGCUAGGAGCGCUCUCGAGUCCACACAAGAAAAGAAACCUGAAGCUCUGAAGCCUCCUAAGCCAGAGCGUAAGUUUGAAAAACUGCUCAAUAAACUUGAAGUUGAGGAACCGAAGAGUGAAGCUCUUUCACAACUCGAGAAAUUAAGGAAGUCGCCUAUAAAGGCAGGGGGUUCUGGUGAAACUCUAGAGGAUGACAGAUUAGAAUAUUUGAAAAGGUUCGAUAGAAUGAAAAACUCAUCGCUAACCUCUCUGCUUGAUAAGUCACCAACAAAGUCAUCGAUUUUAAAAUACGAAGAACAGGAUUCGAAAAUGAUUAGAGAGCAAUUGGAUAAAGCAAAGAAUUUUAAAGGCAAAUCAGAAAUAGCAAAAGAUGGUGCUACGCCUCCACUUAAACCUGCCAAGCCUGCAAGACCAUCUGUCAUUAGCUACGAACAGAAGGAUUCGGAGAUAUUGAGGAGCCAGAUGAAAAAGCUUAACUCAAGACCAACUCUUGGUCGGAAGGAGGAAGAUCAGCCCGAAGGAUUAAAAGCGUUGGCAAAUUUAAAGGCAGCAAAGCCACCAGCAAAGCCGGCUGCACCUAAAACAGAAGCGUUAAAGAAAUUCGAGGAUUUAAAGAGUCGUCAUAAUGUAGUAGCAGCAAAGGAAGCUGAAGAAGAGAAGCCAAGGGAAGAUCCUUCUGCUUCUUUUCAAAAUAAGUUGUCAAAUAUAUUGCGGGCGAACACCCUCCCAAGAUUAGAUGGUAAAGAAGAAAAGAGUUCCUCUCCAGGUGUUCAUCGCUCGUCAACAUUUCCAAAAUCAGCCAGUAAGUCAAAUGAGAAGAGAUUAGAUACAGCAGGUGCCAAAUUGAGCCAUGCUACCAAGACCAGAAGUAAAGGACCCAAGAGAAAACUACCAGGAAGCAUGAAAAAGAGCGGAACUUCUGGAUCCACAAAUACUCAACCUUCUUCAACUACAUCUUUAUCUUCAGCUACACCUGACCCUGCCCAAGCAACCAUCCCAGACUUCAAGAAGAAGGCACCACCCAUUGUGAAUAGAGAGGGUAAGAGGAAUGCAUUGGAAAACUUGAAACCAAGCAGAAACUUCAGCGGAGAACUAUUCAUAUAG